Alternaria alternata is the source of this 609-nucleotide messenger RNA. RefSeq lists its product as hypothetical. Bases 1 to 609 code for a protein of 202 amino acids. The record is from RefSeq and is a predicted model, not a curated record. Lineage: Eukaryota; Fungi; Ascomycota; Dothideomycetes; Pleosporales; Pleosporaceae. The transcript has a single exon.
AUGGCGGUCCUCGAAAUCACCCAACUGCGUCUCAGGAAGGUGGCGGCAGACGAUCCAGCACUGAUACAAAGCCUGUCAUCCGUCCGAGAAAAGCUGCGUACAAAUUCACAGUUCUACAAUUGCGUCAAGGACCCCGCUUUGAUCUACAUUCUAGGCAUAUGGCCAAAUUUGGAUGCGCACCAAAAAUUCCUGGAUUCUCCAGCUCGAGACGAGGUUCUUGGCCCCCAAGAAGACAUGCUUCAAUUCUGUUGGACUAUGCACGUGGAAUUAGAUGGCAUGCACACACUUCCUCUAGAGGCCCCGAUACUGGCAAUAGAAAGGCUUAUUUUUAAGAAAGAAUGCAUGGAGUCUGUCGAGAAGGUCGUCGCCAGAUAUACGCAACAGCUUCAAAGAAUGAAUUCGUUCAAAACGGUAUACGGCUGGCGAUGUGAUGCCGCACAAGAAACGCACGAAGCCCUCGUGUUCACUGGACAUGGGAAUGCACAAAUUCACAGCACCUUCGCAGCAAAGGGAAUUGAUGACAACAAUACCGCCAUGUUGAACGAACAAUUCGAAACUGUGCAAAUCAUACUUGGUAGAAAUUUGGAGCGGAAAGAUAUUGGAAUUUAA